Messenger RNA from Erpetoichthys calabaricus (reedfish), 2411 nucleotides. RefSeq names its product polynucleotide kinase 3'-phosphatase (gene pnkp). The transcript has 18 exons. Gene Ontology annotation, cellular component: nucleus. Gene Ontology annotation, biological process: DNA repair. Gene Ontology annotation, molecular function: polynucleotide 3'-phosphatase activity; double-stranded DNA binding; ATP-dependent polydeoxyribonucleotide 5'-hydroxyl-kinase activity. NCBI's taxonomy places the organism in Eukaryota, Metazoa, Chordata, Cladistia, Polypteriformes, Polypteridae. The record is from RefSeq and is a predicted model, not a curated record. Bases 47 to 2038 code for a protein of 663 amino acids.
UGUCACCCGUUGUACGACUGCGCUCGGGUCCUAAUUUGGGAUCCCGAUGUGGUUUGUUGUGUGGUUGGUGCGGCAACGCUCUAUACCAGUGUAUGCUCCCAACGUCUUUAUCUCUCUUUGUGCAGUAGGUGGCAGCAAUAAGUCACAUAAGCGACCGCACGAGUCAUUUCGAAGAGGAACAGAAGUUGCAGAACGGACGAGUUUUCGUACGGACACAAAGUACCGAGAUAAACCUCUGAUGCAGUGCACGUUAAUACGAUCAGAUGGACAAGGGCAACCCGUGCCUCUUCCAGAUGGAAAGUCAGUAAUCUUAGGUCGAGGUCCAGAGACCAGAGUGGCAGACAAGAAAUGUUCCAGAACCCAGGUAAAACUUGUGGCUAAUUAUGAAGAUCAUACUGUGUUAGUGACCCAGCUAGGAGUGAAUCCCACAUCUAUUGGAUCAGAGCCCCUUGGCAAGGGUUUCACUGGGAAUCUGACAGAAGGGAAGUUGCUAUUCCUGGUAAAUGACAACCACCCUUUUACUGUGAAAUUUUCCCGUCUGCGUCAAACUCAAAGUACAAGUGAGCAUCACAGUGAUCAGGCUGCACGAACUGAGACAGGCACCGGUAUAGGUGGGUCCAAAAGGAAUCAAGAUAUUCGUGAUUGUUUCCACUUUGGACAGCAGGUAGGGAAGAAAAAUCUCCCUAAUACAAGUCCUGACAUGAGGCCUAAAACCAAGAAACAGAGGGUGGAAAAUGUAGAAGAGGAGAAAGAGGAGGAGGAUCUGGAUGAAGAAGCAACUUUGCAUAAACUUACUCAGCUUCAGAAUAGUGCAAAUUCAGCUGCUGCCAUUCAAAGCCAGUCAAGGAUACAUUUAACCCAAAAUAAAACGUUAGACUCCACUUCAUGCCCCAAAGACUGCUGGCAAGAGGAAGGAAAAUUAAUGAUUUUCACAAAGGCUGGAGUUCAGGCCAGUUCAAAGAUUGCUGGCUUUGACAUUGAUGGCACCAUCAUUACCACCAAGUCAGGAAAGGUGUUCCCAGUAAACACGGACGACUGGAAGAUCCUGUAUUCAGAGAUUCCUGGAAAGCUGAAGGAGCUUUUACAGAAUGGCUUCAAGGUGGUCUUCUUUACCAAUCAGAUGGGAAUUGCUCGUGGUAAACUGAAACCUGAAGACUUCAAAAAGAAAGUGGAAGCUAUUAUUCAAAGACUUGAUGUUCCAAUUCAGGUAUUGGUAGCUACAGGCUCUGGAAUAUUUAGAAAGCCAGUCUUGGGUAUGUGGGACUACCAGUGUAAGAAGGCCAGUUGUGGUUUGCCUAUUGAUAUUGACCAAAGUCUUUAUGUUGGAGAUGCAGCUGGACGUCCCGCAAACUGGGCUCCUGGUCGAAAGAAGAAGGACUUCUCUUGUGGUGAUCGACUGUUUGCACUAAAUGCAGGCUUACAGUUCUUUACUCCAGAGGAAUAUUUUCUGGGAUGGAAGAAAGCGCCUUUCACCAUGCCCGAGUUUGAUCCUAGGAAAUUGGAUCCAAAGGCUAGUCUAUUUAGUCCUCCAACGGCCUCACUAACCUCAAAUGAACAGGAGAUCAUUGUUGCUGUAGGAUACCCAGCCUCUGGCAAGUCAACAUUUUUUCAGAAACACCUGGUUCGUGCUGGUUAUACCUAUAUAAGUAGAGAUGUUCUGGGUUCCUGGCAGAAGUGUGUAGCUGCGUGUGAGAAAGCCAUCCAUGAGGGAAAGAGAGUUAUAAUUGAUAAUACCAAUCCUGACAUUGAAUCCCGCAGCAGGUACUUGAAAAUUUCAAGAGAAGCUACAGUACCUUGUAGAUGUUUUCUAUUUACUGCCACCCUUGAGCAGGCCAAGCACAACAACCGGUUUAGGGAAAUGUGUUCUUCUGGCAAAGGCCAUGUUCCUGUUAAUGAUAUGGUCUUCAAUAGUUACAAGAGUAAAUUUGUUGCUCCAUCGCUGGGCGAGGGUUUCACUGAGAUUGUGGGUAUUAACUUUGUGCCUCAAUUUGAAGACAAACAAUCAGAAGCUCUCUACAAGCAGUUUUCAGAGGGAUAACACACAUUUACAGCUGUGGGGAAUAAUAAAGACAACCAUCCCUGACUGAAUGCUCGAAGACCUCUCACUAAGUAUGCCUUGGGGUUAUAAGUAAUAAUAGAAUAACAAACUUGAUUUGCCUGGUAAAUGGAUCUUAGUAUAUUUCAACUAAUUAUCUAGCUAAUUUUCAAUUAAAAUAAAUGAAAAAUAUUUUUAAAUGCUAUGAUGAGUGUUUUUAUCUAUAUUUACUUGUUGGAAAACUGUGUGAGUUACAGAAUGGAUGGAUUUAAGAAUGUUAACUUAACCCUGAAGUGUAUUAAUGAAGAGUUCAGAAAUUAAUAUGUUUUAACUUAUUUUUGGCAAUUUUAGAGAUCAAUAAAACACAGUUACCUUG